AGAGCAGCGUGCUCCACUGCUCCAUUUCCACGGAAGUGCAGUGCGCAUAGCAUCAGGGAUCGUGAAGGAAUGGAAGCGCUAAAGAAAAGUCGAGGUGGGAAUGUUCCGCCAGUCUUGUGAGGGGGGCGGCCACAUGUAGCGUCAUUUUUGGCUAAUGCUUUUGAAAAUCCUUUUUUUUUUCUUUCUCCCCAGUAACGAACGAAAAGGAUAUCUAGAAACGUAUUGAAUAAGAGAUAGAGCUUAUAGGAGACGGCGAGCAGCAGAACCACACUCAUCCUUGAUCCUUCCGUUUUGGUUUAAAUUAUAGGCAAAUUAAAUUGCUUCUUCACGGACAAGAUCCUAAGGCUACAUGACAGAACAAACCAAACGAUACUGUAUCGAUAUGUGUCGGUGGACAAUGAAUAUAAACGAAGAAUUCUGCAUCAAAGUGUUCCGAUAGGGUGCUGGACCGAGUCGCACCAUGAAGACCCAGAAGGCCGGGGCCCCCGGGGACCCAACGCCAAGCUCUCCUUCCCCACGCCAACGGAUGUCUGGUUUCAGCCUGCGGGGCCGGAAGAAGAAGGAGGGCCUGAUCCAAGGCAAGCUGCGCAUCCGCUCCAUGCCAGGAGCCUUCCUAGUGCUGGGGGUCAUCGUGGUGGUGGUGGGCACAGCUCUGGCAGUGGCUGGGUACUGGCCCUACCGGACCCACCGAUCAUCACAGCUCCUUGGACUUGGACAACAAGGCUCUGGUUCUGUGGACAGAGCAGCAGGAGGUAGAGGUAAGGGUGUCUCUGAGCCCCAGUCAUCCGGUUGGAGCCUGGGGGCUAAGAGCCUCCUGACAACGGCCAGUCUGAUCCACAGUGAGCGGAUGAAGCUCCUGGGACCAGUCAUCAUGGGCGUGGGGCUGUUCAUCGUCAUCUGUGCCAACACGGUGCUGUACGAGAACCGCGACAGGGAGACCCAGAUGCUGCUGGCCCAGAUGCAGAGCGUCAUCUGUUCGGUGUCGGCGGCCGUGCCCUCGGCCGACCUCUCAGACAUGGCAGCAGCCAACGCUAUGGCCAGACACUACCAGUGGGUGAGCAGUCUGCCUGCCACCCACCUUAACAUCCUCUGUCUGCAGCAGCUGGCCAGCUCAGAGCCCCUGCUGCAGACAACCAGAGGCAGCAGGGAGGAGGAGGAGAGGGCUGACUAUAUGUACCAGCAGGCCACCGUACAGACGGAGGCUCUACACCACCAGGAGUCAGCCUCCACCCCUUCCCUCCACUCCUCCCAUUCCAACUCCUGCAACUCCAGCAAGACGGACUUCAACACGCGGUGGGGCAGUGGUGGUGGUGGUGAGCCAGGCGUAGGGGGCUCCUGCCCAGACCCUCAGCCCGCUCACCUCUUUAAGCUCAACAACUGUCUGGUGUCAGCCAGCUCCAUGUCCACUCUGGGAGGGGACGACUGGUCGGAGGUCACAGCCAUGCUGCCCAGGCGCUCCUACAGUCUUAGCUACAGGACUAACCCAGGCCCCCACGGGCCCCAGACUGUAAUACGUCUACAGGAAGGGGCCAUGCGACCCGGGGGACCUGGGGCGGACCCACAGAUAGUGCAGUCCAAGCCCACGCGGAGGGAGCGCAGCUUGGACGUGUGUGUGAACAUGGUUGGAUGUGUGGAGACCCCGGAGCUCACUCCUGUACAGGAGCAGAAGCACCGCAGCUGGCCCCGGUUAGACCUGGGCUGUGCCCGCAGGUACCUGAAGCUGGACAAUAAGGAGGACUCGGUGGACAGACUGCUAGACCAGUUGGAGCAGCAGUGUUCUCAGUGGGAUAAGAGUUUCGGCUCAGGGCCUUUCCAGUGAGACCCAGUAAGGGCCCCGUAUCUCAAUAAGGCCUCAUAUCAGGGUCCUCUGUUUUUUAAAAGCAGCUUAUAAAGAAAGAUCCUCAUGGAUGCUGAUAUAUCCACUACCAGGAGUAGGAGCUUUUCCCGUUGGAUUAUAAUUGUGCACUGUUUUCACUGACUCCUGAAACUGAGAAAGGAGGCUAUAACAGAAACCCUUCUAAGUACGACACUGAAUUCCUCUCUACAGUGUCGAGCAGCUUCCAAUCUGAAGAUACAAACCUUUAGAAACCUUGUUUCUCGGACUUCCCAUAGAUAUAUAAAUAUGGAUAUAUAUGUGGAUAUAUAAACACAAGUGUUGGAGGACUGCAGACGAAUUGGAUCAGUUUGGCAGACAUUCUGUUUUAAGAGGGGAACAAUACUCCAUACUGUCAAAGAUGAGUUGGAGACAUUCCCCAGUCUGUUUACUGGGUGGCAGUUAGGCUUGGCACUUGGCAACACUGAAGGAAUCAAUUUGUCUUUCAUUGCCAAAGCAUUGCUUGUUUCCAGGACAUAGCAAGCACAUCCGAAUGUGGGAGGUGGAAACCCAUUCUAAUGAGGGACUGUCUUCACUGUGUAAUCUAUUUAAAAACCAAACUACUGGAAUCUGGCGGGGAGCCCCAGAUGUGCUUCUGAUAACAGCUAGUAAAAUAAAACACGUGUCACAGAGACCAAAACAAGUGCAUGAUGAUAGAGAUGUCAUGUGUGAUCUAUACCUACAUAGUUCUGCAGAAUAAUGCUUUAAUUGGCUGUAGAUCAGAUAAACACAUAGUUAAUGAUAGGUUGGUAACACUUUAUUUGAAGGUUACCUACAUAAAGACUUCAUUACACAUUCAUAAACAGUACAUAAGCAUUGAUUAAGUAUUAUGUAGUGCUUGUUAAUGGGUUAUGUAGGGCUUAUGAAUGGGUUAUGUAGGGCUUAUGAAUGGGUAAUAAAUCUCUUCAAGUACUAUGUGUCCGUUUGCUGUCCUUCUCCUGGUUAUUACCAAGGCUGUGUCCCAAAUUACACCCUAUUCCCUAUAUAGUGCACUGCUUUUGACCUGCACUCAUAGGGCUCUGGUCAAAACUAGUGGUCUGUAUAGGGCAGGGCUCUCCAA
Salmo salar (Atlantic salmon) is the source of this 2933-nucleotide messenger RNA. It is a transcript of the gene tmem200b, whose product is annotated as transmembrane protein 200B. The record is from RefSeq and is a predicted model, not a curated record. Lineage: Eukaryota; Metazoa; Chordata; Actinopteri; Salmoniformes; Salmonidae.